AUGAUUGCGGACCGAACAAACCUAACAGGAACUGAACUUAGAAACAAACAAUCAUGUCGUCAUACUCAAAUUCAUGGACUACAAACCCCAGAAGAGAAGAGAAACGAAGAGUGGGACCGGAAGGACAAAACUAACCAUGGUCCACGUCAGUUGAGUGGUCUUUUCGACGUUAUCAAAAUUAUUUUCUCAAGAUGCUUCGUAAUGUUGCGAGCGUUGGGAAGAACAGCAUAUCUCACAAGACUUACUCCUCAAUUACGACACCCACCUUUCAUAGCAAGUUUAGCAAAGUUCGAUCAGAAUAGAUGGAAUAGUAAUGCAAAUCCACAACGAAAAGGAUUCCUUGGAAAUCUAAUUGAGAAUGUCAAGGAAGAACUGCAAAAGAACAAAGAGCUGCAGGAACACCAAAAGCAACUGCGAAAGCGAAUGGAAGAACUGAAUGAUAGUGAAGCUUUAAAAGAUGCUAGGAAGAAAUUCGAACUCGUGGAGAAGGAGACACUCAAGAGUUCAGAGAUUGUUAAAGUGAAACUAGAAGAAUUAAGUGAGCAACUAACCAAGAUGAUAAAAGAAGUACAAAAAACGGAAGCCGGAAAGAAAAUGACGGCCGCAGGACAGGAAGCUUUGAAGCAGGCGCGACUUGCUGCUGAACAUGUAGAGAAAAUUGCUGAAAAGGUUGGAGAUACAGAGGUUUACAAGCAAGUUUCCACAUCUAUGAAAACUGUCAAAGACGAAAUCGAUUCGAUCACCGAUGUCCGGAUGUACAGUCGACCUGAAGUUUUGAAGAAAAGAACAGAGGGGUUCACCGACGCAUUUAAGAAUCGUACAGUUGAGGCAAAUGAAGAGGCGACAGGAGUAACUUUGCAUAAGGAAUCGCGAUGGUAUGCUGGAUGGAAGAAGUUUUCAGAGGAGAAUGCAUAUUUUAACAAACUUCUGGAUUGGAAAAUUAGAUAUGAUGAAAGUGAUAACGUUGCCGUUCGAUUAAUGCGUGGAUUAACUGAACGAAUAAGUGGUUUAUUUGGAAGUCAGAACGAAGUAUCAGAAGUGCUUACUGAAAUUGCAAAGAUCGAUCCUUCAUUUGAUAAAGCAGAAUGGCUUCGAUUUUGCGAAAAGGAAGUUAUACCGAACGUGCUUGAAGCGUUCAUUCGCGGAGAUUUAGAAGUGCUGCAGGAUUGGUGCCAUGAAAGAGCUUUUGUCGCACUAUCUACUGUGAUUAAGGAAUACCAAAAAAUCAAAUUUAGUACACAAGAUUCUCGUAUAAUUGAUAUUAGCAAAGUAGAGAUGGUCUCCGGUAAGAUGAUGGAGCAGGGACCUGUCUUGAUAAUCACUUUCCAAGCAUUCAUGAUAAAUGUGGUGAAGAACGCUGAAGGCAAAGUUGUGGAAGGAAAUCCGAAUACACCGGUCCGCGUACAUCAUGUGUGGGUAAUGUGCAGAGACAUGGAAGAAUACAAUCCUGCAGUAGCUUGGAAGCUUCUAGAAGUGCACAUGCAAGAAGGCCAGCUAGCCAUGUAA
Necator americanus (New World hookworm) is the source of this 1506-nucleotide messenger RNA. RefSeq lists its product as uncharacterized. Gene Ontology annotation, molecular function: protein-folding chaperone binding. Gene Ontology annotation, biological process: protein import into mitochondrial matrix. The transcript has 15 exons. Gene Ontology annotation, cellular component: mitochondrial inner membrane. Lineage: Eukaryota; Metazoa; Nematoda; Chromadorea; Rhabditida; Ancylostomatidae. The record is from RefSeq and is a predicted model, not a curated record. Bases 1 to 1506 code for a protein of 501 amino acids.